Messenger RNA from Dujonia railenensis, 1302 nucleotides. The record is from the annotation of a GenBank genome assembly. NCBI's taxonomy places the organism in Eukaryota, Fungi, Ascomycota, Pichiomycetes, Serinales, Debaryomycetaceae.
AUGUACAGCUUGGGUAGAAGACUGUUGUUAUCGAGAAUCGCCUUUGUACCAACAUCUCGAAACCUAUUUUCGGGCUCUGUGUCUUUGAAGAAUGUAACUAAAGACGAAGGGCCCUCAGCAGACAGCAUUUCAAGUGUUGAUAAGACGAAAUCCAAGAAAGACUUUGAUGCGAUCGAAAAGUUCUUUCAACAAGAUUUUAAUAACUCCGAAGAUGGCAAUCUAAACGAUGUAUUCCAAGAUAUAAAACUUGAAAGUGUAAGCGAUAUCUUCAAUGUAGGCAAAAAAGAAAGUAAAGUUGACAAUGAGCGAGACCACAAAGGAGGUAAAUUGAACGAUUCAACGUUUGAUUUGUUUGAAAAGUUGGGCAACUUGUCGUCUACUGAACAAAAUAAUGAAGAGCUCGGCGUAGAAGAUCUUGAGUCUAAGUAUAUCCAUGAGGAGCAGGAAACUAUGCUAAAUAUUUUCAACAAGUAUUUGGGGAACCAAGACUUGAGCUAUAAAGAUAAGGAAGGGACCAAGCCUUAUACCAAGACUGAACUGAUUAAUGAAAUGAUCCAGAUGUAUUCAGAUAAUGAAUUAUCUGCGCCAGUGACUGAAGAUCCAAUGAGAAAAAGAAGUAGUAUAGAUAUCUCACUUGAUUUUGAUAGACAGAUUGCAGAUUCGCUAAAGCCCUCCAUUAAACUAAUUGAAAAUGAUCUCAACUUGUGGCAGCUGUAUCAGUUUUUCGAAUCUCUUCAAACGAAAUGGAAACUUAUAAACAAUGAAGAGAUGUAUUUGAGAGAUAUCAUGAGGGAUUCCAGCAAGAAGAAGGAACAAUUAUUGUACAAUAUACUCGAGCAAUCUACCAAUAGUCCUGGUGAGCCGAUCAUAAACGUUUUUACUUUGCCCAUACUCUUCAAUAAACUCAUCAAAACCAUCGCAUUUAAGUUCCAAGACCCACAAUUGUCCCUGACAUUGUUCAACUUAUUGAAGAAAGAUCUCAACUUCUACACGAUAUGCUGCAACCAACAGACAUACAAUGAGAUAUUGAGAAUCAACUGGAUUUUCAAUGGCAAGUCUAACUUGUACGGGAUUGAAAUGAUCUUGCUUGAAAUGAUAAACAAUGGAUUCUUAGGAGAUUUGAUUACGUUCAACUUGUUGGAAAUGAUAAUUGUGGACUACCACAAUAUGAAGAUGGGGAUUGAUUUGCAUGAAAGUAAGAGGGUGAGGCCAAUAUGGAACCUUGAAGAUGAUAAGAGAGUGCAGAACUUAGAGAGAAAGUUUCACGAGAUGGGAGGUAGAUUGAGGAAUGACAGAAGAUGA